AUGAACAACCUCAAUCCCUACGCAAUUUCCGCCGGUUCCCCUUACGCGAAGGAGAAUACUGCGGAGGACACUGAAAUGCAAGCGGAACCUCAACAGUCUGAGCAGACUCCGGGCUUUGAUCGCCAAGGAACUUCAUCCGACAUCAUCCAACCGCCGCCUCAAGCGAAGAUAUCGGACAAGAUAACUUCUGCGGAGAUCCAGGACGCCCUGCUCAGGAAUGAUGUCAACUGGCGACAACAGUGGGAAGAUGUCGAUCUCGGGUUGCACUCAGGCUCGCCUAUCCCCGGGGUACCCACGAACACCCCAAACGCUCCGUCGACGUGGCUUACCACCUCCUCCCCGUCCACAAUUGCUCCUAGCCAUGCGACCUCGAGCGAAUCUACCUUGUUCGCCCUCCCGCCGCCAGCACUAUCGCUAUGGGAACCCGCCGCUGCGCGCCACAGUAACUCCUACUGGAACCAUGUGCCGCAUGCCACACGUCGAGGCAGGCGUCCAGCUGAUCUGUUGUUCAGCGGAUACGUUCCCAGUCAGGGAUCCCGCUGGAGCUGGCGUCGAAUACUGGGACGCUCGCAAUCUGCGGAAGAUCUGAACGGUUCCGCCAGGAGAACCAGUGAGAGAUGGUGGGAUCGCCUAUUCGCGAGCGCAGUGUGUGCCCGUUUCAGCGUCGGAAUCAUAUUUGUGUUGUUGAUGGCUGCGGUGGUGGCGUGGUCGGUUGGAAGUGAUGCGAAGAAGCACAUGGAUUACAAGAUGCCAAUGUAA
Tricharina praecox is the source of this 759-nucleotide messenger RNA. RefSeq lists its product as uncharacterized. Lineage: Eukaryota; Fungi; Ascomycota; Pezizomycetes; Pezizales; Pyronemataceae. The record is from RefSeq and is a predicted model, not a curated record. The transcript has a single exon. The coding region runs from base 1 to 759 and encodes 252 amino acids.